AUGGCAGUCAGUAUGUUUUCUCUUUCGUUGCGCAGAGUACUGAUCCUUGCUUUAGUUGUAUGCUUCAAGCAUCGCGGUGGGUCACAUCAGUUGUUUGGUGAGAAAUUUGUUUUCAGCGACAAGACAGCGUAUCAUUUCUUGAGCAAAACCAAUUCUAGACCUGAGAAAUAUGAUCCAGUGUAUAUCAACAUGGUUGUCAGACAUGGUUCAAGAUAUCCUUCAAAAUACCGGGUAGUAAGGAUGGGCACAAUUUUUAAACGGUUAAAUGCAUUCUUUCCUGUGAAUAAAACGGACAAUACGACAUUCCGUUACAAAGGACUUUCACUUCCUUGGAGCAUCCCUGCAGAUGUUAAAAAUUCCGCGAGUAAAGAACUUUCCAGAUUAGGCGCUCAAGAGAUGUACUGGAUAGCGAAGCGCAUACGCGCAAAGUUCCCUGAGCUAUUCAAGCAUGGUUAUUCUAAUACUAAGUACAGUUUUAUAGCCACAGAUAAGUUAAGAUCUAGCCAGAGUGCGGUUGCAUUUGCGCAAGGUAUUUUUGAGCAACAAGGUCCUGUUGGACUCGCAAAAUAUCAGCCAAUAGCCGUUAGGUUCUCGGGUCCUGCUGAUCAAGACCGGGUUCUACGUAUUUAUGAAGCUUGUCCUAAGUGGAAGAAAGUACACGCAAAAUUAUCUGACUCUGAAUACGCAAAGUUCAUUCGAGGUCCGCAAGUGCGAAAUGUGACUGAGAAUAUUUGCAGCAGAUUAAAUCUGAAGAAUAAAGCAAAACUUACCCCUAAAAUUGUUGUCGAAAUGUUUCUAAUGUGCGCAUUUGGUACUCAGACAGAUAGCAAUGAUGUCAGUCUGUGUUCGUUAUUUGAAGACGAAGAUUUAAAAGUUCUGGAGUACCUAAAUGAUCUGAAAAUCUACUGGAGUUACAGCUAUGGACGGAAAAUUAAUUACAGAAUGGCAUGCCCACUUUAUAUGAAAAUAACGGAAGGUUUUCAACAGUAUAUUCGCAAUGGCAAACCUUAUGGUGUGUUUCAGUUUGCUCACACAGGAACAGUUCUUCCUCUUCUCACUUUGCUGGGAUUGUAUAAGGACAACCUAGCGUUACGCGCUGACAACUUUGAUAAGCAAACCAAUCGAACAUUUCGUCCUUCAAAUAUUGUUCCAAUGUCGGCAAAUGUCGCAUUUGUUCUGUAUGAACGCACGAGCAAGAACACGAAUCAUUCACAAAACGGAGGCAUGAGACCAAAACGUAAAGUAUCCAGAAUGGUGAUCCAAGUGCUAGUAAAUGAAGUUGCUGUCGACUUACCCGCAUGCCAGGGCAAGACAUAUUGUCGUCUCAAGAAAUUCCUUGAUUAUUAUUCUUACAUCAGAAAGACAUGUAAUAUCAACAGGAUUUGUGGCCGACUUCGCGGAAAUUGCCGGAAACCCAGCAGAAAAGGAAAACGCUGA
Molecule: messenger RNA, 1437 nt
Organism: Paramuricea clavata
Lineage: Eukaryota; Metazoa; Cnidaria; Anthozoa; Malacalcyonacea; Plexauridae
Source: the annotation of a GenBank genome assembly